AUGAAAUGUGCUCGAUAGAGUUGGAGAUAGGGAUCGCUUCUGACCAUAAAACAUAUGACAGAAAAAAUAGACCAUUUGAUCGUGGACCAAAUUACAUUUUUGCUACAAAAAUAGUAUGAUUAGUUGUCGAACAACAGUAUCGCUACAUUUUAAUCAAUUGCAUGGCGUUUAAAGCCCCACAACUACUCAAUCAUCCAUAUCUGCGACUUACAAAGCAGUGACAUGGCAUACAAAUAAGAAGAGUGAUGGCCACUUAACAAUUACAGAAAACUGAUUUUAACGGACUCUGAAUGACUCGGCUUUGGCCACACAUCCAUAUAGUUUGGGAUGCAAACACAUUCCGGGAUAUCAAGAGAUCAAACUCCAGUGACACGCUAGAAAUAGAAACAAUACCAUGUCGCGACUCGCGAGGGUAAUUAAAAUUGGACAGUCAUAAUGUUUCGUAAUUCCGACAUUUAGAGCGGUCUAAUGGAUGACCGCCUGGCCAGUGGAGUUUCAGCAAUCAAUUGAGCCGAACGAUCACUGAUCGCUGCAGUCAAAUACCGCUUAAUGCGCAAAUAAUUGUGGAUUUUGGGUAAACGGGGCCAGCGAAAAAUCCAUAUAAAUAGGGCUUAGGCCGUCGAGGAGUUUCCAAAAUCAUCCAAAACUUCGAGUAGACAGAAUGCUGCGACUGAAUUGCUUGUUCCUGCUCAGCUGCCUGGGCUUCCAGGCAGCGUUGGCCUGCAAUGGCUACAAAGCCAAGCUGGUCAAGAUGGAGAACUGUGCUGGCGAGGACGCCAUCAUGACGGUGGGCAGUGACUUCAGCCUGAAGCUGAACAAGAAGUGCGAGCUGGUUCCCUCGGGCUGCAUCUCGAACAAGCCCUUCGGCACCGCCGUGGCCAAGUUCAAGGUGCAGAAGGACGGCAUCGUGAUGAAGGAGGGCAAGAUCGACCUGUGCGCCGCCAUCGAUCAGGCAUCCAGCGAGGGCAAGGACAUGCUGAAGCUCUUCGGAGCACCUUCCUCCUGUCCGGUGGCCGAGGAGAAGGUGUGCGCCAACGAUCACUCCGUGGAUCUGAGCAAGUACAAGGCCAUGUUGGGCAUGGCUCGCGGUCACCUCAUCAUCGAUUCGGAGGUCAAGCAUGACACAGGCAAGUCCUGCAUUCAUGCCGAAAUCGAGAUCACCAAGAACUAGUGGCUCUCGGACGAUCGGUGGUCUUAUGUUUGUAUUAUGAGUCUUGCAAAUUAUGUAGUUGUAAAUACGCAGGCAAUCAAAACUGGUAAAGCGGUGCACACAGGGAAUAAAUAUGCAAAAAAUACCGAAUUCAAA
Drosophila santomea is the source of this 1306-nucleotide messenger RNA. RefSeq lists its product as uncharacterized. Lineage: Eukaryota; Metazoa; Arthropoda; Insecta; Diptera; Drosophilidae. The coding region runs from base 662 to 1171 and encodes 169 amino acids. The record is from RefSeq and is a predicted model, not a curated record. The transcript is spliced from 3 exons.